UGCCGCUUGAUUACAAUUUGACUAGUAAGUACUAAGUACUGAAUGAACUUGACUACAUGUUUACAAGGGGCUUCAACAUGAGAACAACGACAUCGCCACCCUACCCAUUCGUCCAAAGGAGAGGGCUCCUUAAUAUUAUAAUAGCAGGAAUAUCAGGCUCGUUCUCAUCUUUCACAUUCGACUCGAUCUUGGCGCUGAUGUCCGCACUAUCACCGACCUCAAGCUUCUUGUCUCCUUGGCCGUUCUUUGCAGGUCCUUUCUUGCAAGGUUUGGGAGUUGAUGGUCGGUUGGUGUUUAUUUUUGGGGGCCAUGGUGUCGACUUGGUCUUGGCGCUGAUGUCCGCAUUAUCGCCGAUCUCGGUUCAUAAUCGCUUCGAGUGGAAGCGAUUCUGACGAUUCUGAGCACCCAAAAUCGUAGUUUGAAUUACUGACAGAAUCACGUCACAACCGCCGACUCUGACUGCCACUAUUA
Messenger RNA from Suillus subaureus, 471 nucleotides. RefSeq lists its product as uncharacterized. The record is from RefSeq and is a predicted model, not a curated record. Lineage: Eukaryota; Fungi; Basidiomycota; Agaricomycetes; Boletales; Suillaceae. Bases 57 to 392 code for a protein of 111 amino acids. The transcript has a single exon.